GAGCUCCGAGAGUCUGCAACAGCGGCUGCCAGUGCGUCAUCAGAGAGCGCCGGAAGCGGUCCGAGAAUGAAGAGUGUGAUCUACCAUGCAUUGUCUCAGAAAGAGGCGAACGACUCCGAUGUCCAGCCUUCAGGAGCACAGCGGGCCGAGGCCUUCGUGAGGGCCUUCCUGAAGCGCAGCACGCCCCGCAUGAGCCCACAGGCCCGCGAGGACCAGCUGCAGCGCAAGGCGGUGGUCCUGGAGUACUUCACCCGCCACAAGCGCAAGGAGAAGAAGAAGAAAGCCAAAGGCCUCUCUGCCAGGCAAAGGAGGGAGCUGCGACUCUUUGACAUUAAACCAGAGCAGCAGAGAUACAGCCUUUUCCUCCCUCUCCAUGAACUCUGGAAACAGUACAUCAGGGACCUGUGCAAUGGGCUCAAGCCAGACACGCAGCCACAGAUGAUUCAGGCCAAGCUGUUAAAGGCAGAUCUUCACGGGGCUAUUAUUUCAGUGACAAAAUCCAAAUGCCCCUCUUAUGUGGGUAUUACAGGAAUCCUUCUACAGGAAACAAAGCACAUUUUCAAAAUUAUCACCAAAGAAGACCGCCUGAAAGUUAUCCCCAAGCUAAACUGCGUGUUCACUGUGGAAAUCGAUGGCUUUAUUUCCUACAUUUAUGGGAGCAAAUUCCAGCUUCGGUCAAGUGAACGGUCUGCAAAGAAGUUCAAAGCGAAGGGAACGAUUGACCUGUGAAUUCUUUGCCAUCUAAGGCAGUUGUUUAUGACAGCUGGAAACUGGACACUCCCUAAAUGUCCACCUUUCAGUGAAGAGAUGGUUAAGGCAAUUCCAUUUAUAGACCACCUCCAGCCAGUGACGCUCCAAGUUGAGGAUGUUGAACAACAUGGGAAGGUCACAGUGUACUAAGUAAAGAAGUCAGAGGACAGAGGAAUUUCUCUUUCUAGGAGAGCUUCAUUUUGUGUGACUCCCAUGGAGAGGAACAGACUGGCAGGAAGCACACCGGGUUUAACACCGGUUGACUUGAAUAGGAUUAUUCGAUUUUUAAAAAUGCUUUUCCAUGUUUUCUGAGUGCUCUAUGAUAAAUCAGUUGCAUCUGUGAUAAUACAAUACACAUGUGGACAUAAACAGGGAUCAAAUAAAGGAGGUAUUGCUGCA
Pongo pygmaeus (Bornean orangutan) is the source of this 1149-nucleotide messenger RNA. RefSeq names its product POP4 ribonuclease P/MRP subunit (gene POP4). Bases 67 to 729 code for a protein of 220 amino acids. The transcript is spliced from 7 exons. Gene Ontology annotation, molecular function: ribonuclease P RNA binding. Gene Ontology annotation, cellular component: ribonuclease MRP complex; ribonuclease P complex. Gene Ontology annotation, biological process: rRNA processing; tRNA 5'-leader removal. The record is from RefSeq and is a predicted model, not a curated record. NCBI's taxonomy places the organism in Eukaryota, Metazoa, Chordata, Mammalia, Primates, Hominidae.